UAAACCGCGCAAGUUCAAGAAGAUUGCGAGUGUAUAAAUACCGCGGUCAAGGACGCGCACACACUGAGUGUACACAGGUCGAAGAGCGUUUUCUUUAACGGCGACCUCAUGUUCAAAAGUGUCACUUUGGUCUUUUCUGUGAAUGGAAACGGGCCGUUUGUUUCAGCUCAAGCCGGUGACUUCAUCUAGUUUCAUCAAGUACAAUAAGUGUAGUUUGUUGUUAAAACAUUUUGCAUUUAUAUUUGAACGUAAGUAGCGAGUUAAGGUCUUGUAUUUUAUGUAAACUUUUAUGACAAUAUUUGCAUAUCACCAGUCACCAUGAUUUUCACCGCACAUUUAAUCUUGGCCACUGUUUUGUUCUCCGGACUUGUGAAAUGUAAUAAUGUGGAUUUGGACGAGACCGAGACAGUACCUGUCAAAAUGUCUUUAAAAAGAAAUGGCCUUUGGACUGAGGACUGGAAUGUUUUCCAAAUUAAGGCGUUCGGGCACGUUUUCACGCUGUACCUGAGGCCGGACGACAGUUUCAUGGCUCCAACGUUACAGGUUCAGCGCGUAAAAGUCAAACAGCUCUCGGCUGUUGUGAACGGUUCCGGGCACGAGCGCGUCCCGAAGGAUAUAUUGCCUGAGCCCAGAAAAAGCGAACAGGAGCUCAGGGGCUGUUUCCACACGGGUACAGUAAAUAAGGACGAGGAGUCGCUGGUCUCCGUCAGUCUCUGUCGUGGCAUCCGGGGAACUUUCGUAACGCGCGGUCAAGAGUACUUCAUUGAACCAGUCGGUGCGCGCACUGGAGACGCGAGAGGCACUUUCUCUCAGCCUCACGUCGUUAAAAGGCGAGUGUUCUCCAAAAGGUCCGGCGUCGAGGGAGAGGAAGAGGACAACAGUUACGUGAAGAAUGAUAUAGAUCAGUCUGACGAAUAUGAACAAAGAGAGCAAAAGCGGGAACGGAGGUUCGUGUCAGCAGCCAGGUACAUCGAGACCCUGGUAGUAGCGGACGCUUCCAUGACGCGUUUCUAUGGAGACGAGAUCAAGCACUACCUAUUAACCAUAAUGGGGAUGACUGCACAACUUUUUGGCCACCCUAGCAUUAAGAAUGCAGUGAGCCUAGUGGUGGUCAAGAUGUUGGUAGUGGAGGAUGAGGAUGUUGGACCUGAGGUGUCCAGAAAUGGCGGGAUGGCCCUACGCAACUUCUGCACCUGGCAACAGCUCUUUAACCCAGCAAGUGCACGCCACCCUGAGCAUUACGACACAGCCAUUUUGUUCACUAGGGAGGAUAUUUGUGGACAUCAGCAUUGUGACACCCUUGGUGUAGCUGAUGUGGGAACCAUGUGUGACCCCAAAAGAAGCUGUUCAGUCAUUGAGGACAACGGCCUUCAGGCAGCCUUCACUGUGUCACAUGAGCUCGGCCAUGUACUAAGCAUGCCACAUGAUGACUCCAAAACCUGUGAGAAAUUGUUUGGUGAUAUCAAUGGACACCACCUAAUGGCUCCUUUCUUUGUCCACCUCAACAAGACACUUCCUUGGUCACCAUGCAGUGCUCUUUACAUCACAGAGUUCUUCGACAAUGGACAUGGUGAGUGCUUACUGGACAUGCCAGAGCAGACUAUUCCCUUAAGGGGUGAGCCUCCAGGCCACAUGUUUGGUCUGGACCGUCAGUGCCAGCAAGUAUUUGGGGAGGAGUUUGUACGCUGCCCCAAUGUCCCGGAGGACCAAGCAUGCAUCCAGUUAUGGUGCCGUGAAGAGGGCAAACUACAGUGCACUACCCGUAAUGGGAGCCUGCCCUGGGCUGAUGGUACACCCUGUGGUGAAGACCAGAGCUGCCAUGGGGGUGUGUGUGUGUCAACCAUAUUGGCAGAGAAGGAAGAUGAGGUACCGGUCAAUGGUGGCUGGGGUGAAUGGGGUGCCUGGGGCCCAUGCUCUCGGACCUGUGGCGGUGGGGUUGAGUUUUCUCAUCGCGAGUGCACAGAUCCAGUGCCACAGAAUGGAGGAUCCUACUGUGUGGGCCAGAGAGUGAAAUACCAGUCCUGCAACAUUCAGACCUGCUCAGGAAAUCAUGGUAAGAGCUUCAGAGAGGAACAGUGUGAGAAAUACAACAGUGACCGUUACUUGAACGUGCAUGGCAAAAUAAAGCAGUGGAUCCCAAAGUAUACUGGUGUUUCGCCCAGGGAUCGGUGCAAACUUUUCUGCAGAGCCAAGUACAGCAACGAAUUUAAAGUCUUUGAAGCCAAGGUCGUGGAUGGUACAACCUGUGGUCCAGAUACCACUUCUAUCUGUGUCCAGGGACAAUGCAUCAAGGCUGGCUGUGACCAAGUCAUAGGCUCCAAUCUUAGGCUGGACAAGUGUGGUGUCUGUGGUGGAGAUGGGGCAAGUUGCAGAAAAAUCAGUGGCACUCUAAACAAAGCUACCUUUGGAUACAAUGACAUAAUUACCAUUCCUGCUGGGGCCACCAACAUUGAUGUCAAGCAGCGUAGCCACCAUGGCAUUAAGCAUGAUGGUAACUACCUGGCAGUGAAGGCUGAGGAUGAAACCUACAUUCUCAAUGGGAAUUUCUCGGUAUCCACAGCUGAACAGGACAUUCCAGUGCGUGGUGCUGUCCUUCGAUACAGUGGCUCAUCCACUACCCUUGAGCGGCUUCUCAGCUUCCAGGUUCUCCAGCAAACCAUCACCAUCCAGCUUCUGUCAACAGCAGGUGACACCUCACCACCCAGGGUUAAAUACACCUUCUACCUGCCCCGGGAUCUUCCAUUCAGCAAGCCAGAUGCAGACAGGAGCCUCUCCCCACAUGUCAUCCUGCCAUUUGGAGGAGCUGAAUGGGUCCUGGGUGAGUGGUCCGAAUGCUCUAAGAGCUGUGGUUCUGGCUGGUCCAGGAGGAGUGUUGAGUGUCAGGACAGAACAGGAGCCUCAUCUUUCUCAUGCGACAUGGAGCUGCGGCCAAUUGACAUCCGACCGUGUGGUGAUCUGCCCUGUCCUGUAUGGCAGAUGGGACAAUGGUCAGCCUGCUCUCGGACUUGUGGUGCUGGUGAGCGCCGGCGCAGCGUGCGGUGCAUAGACUACACAGGCAAGACCGUGGAGCCAGAGAAGUGCAACCCAGAUAAAAGGCCAGAGGCUGUUUCCACGGAGUGCUUUUAUCAGGACUGUUAAAACAGACUGUUCCCUGCAACAAAGAACAGGGGCAGGUGGUGGCAGAGGUCUAAGAUCCAUAGGGCAGGUAGUGGAGGAGAGAGCUAUUAACCCAACAACCUCCCUUUUAAAUAGGAAGCUGACCAUGCUUCAGAAGCAAGCUAGGAAAUUGUAACAUACAAAAUGGAUACAAAAAUGAUUAAUUUUCAUUGUUAUUUUUCUAAUAUAACUUUUAAUAGGAAUGUCACGAUACCAAAAAUCUAGUAAUCAGUACCGAUACCACCAAAAGUACACGAUACUCGAUACCAAAGUCGAUACCACAGUGUGGUAUGAAUAUAAAAUUAAAAAAAUAAAAUAAAAAAACUCUCCUGGAGGACAUCCUCCUCUGGUUGAUACUGGCAAAGAGA
This is a messenger RNA of Ictalurus furcatus (blue catfish), 3524 nucleotides long. RefSeq names its product ADAM metallopeptidase with thrombospondin type 1 motif, 8a (gene adamts8a). NCBI's taxonomy places the organism in Eukaryota, Metazoa, Chordata, Actinopteri, Siluriformes, Ictaluridae. Gene Ontology annotation, biological process: extracellular matrix organization; proteolysis. Gene Ontology annotation, molecular function: metalloendopeptidase activity; zinc ion binding. The coding region runs from base 319 to 3138 and encodes 939 amino acids. The transcript has 9 exons. The record is from RefSeq and is a predicted model, not a curated record.